AAUCUUCAUUUUUCCCUCUGAAUUCUCUCUGCCUUCAUCUGUUUUGUUUUCAUCAUAUGGAUUCUCCUUUCAAUUGCAUCUUGUUUGAUCUGGAUGAUACUCUUUAUCCUUCCAACACUGGAUUAGCUCAAGGCGUCAAGAGAAACAUCGACGAUUUUCUAAUUGAGAAAUGUGGAUUUCCGGCGACGAAAGCUUCGAAUCUCAGAGUGGAACUCUUCAAAACGUACGGCAGCACCCUCGCCGGUUUACGAGCGUUAGGCUAUGACAUCGAUGCCGAUGAUUACCACAGUUUCGUCCACGGAAGAUUGGCGUACGACGUGAUCAAGCCGGACCCCCAGCUACGCAACAUGCUGCGCAGCAUCACCCAAAGGAAAGUCAUAUUUACGAAUUCGGAUAGGGUUCAUGCGAUCAAGGUCAUGAGGAGGCUGGGAAUCGAAGACUGUUUCGAUCAGAUCAUAAGUUUCGAGACACUGAACCCUAAUCUCACGAAAUCAAAGCGUCCCGAUGAAUUCCCCGUCGUUCUCAAACCCUCGAGAGAGGCCCUCAAAAUUGCUCUCCACGUCUCCCGUGUUGAUCCUCGACGCACACUGUUUCUGGAUGACAAUGUUCGGAACAUAUCCGCUGGAAAGGCUAUGGGCCUCUGGACUUGUCUGGUUGGGAAUACAACUAAAACAAAGGAAGCGGAUUAUGCAAUAGAGGAAGUGAAGAAAUUGGCUAGAGUGAUACCGGAGAUCUGGGGGAGCAAACCGGAGGGAAAUCGGAGCGAAUUACACGCAGAUGUUAUUGUGGAUCAGUUCAACGUCUCCGGUGACCUAAUUGAGAAGGACGUGGGAUUAGGAGAACUUGCCUCCCCAUUAUGCACACACUUCAUUCCCAUAACCAUGUGAAUAAUGUUCAUUGAUCGUGUGAAUUAAUUAGCACCUACAUGUACGUAUCAAAAUAGUCCCUGACGUGGGGAUGACGACCUGUUCUUUGGGGUUUGUUCUAAAGUGACCCCUCCACUCUCCAAGUGUCAGAUGUAAUGUUUAAUGGUUGAAUUUCGUUAUUGA
Messenger RNA from Hibiscus syriacus, 1049 nucleotides. RefSeq lists its product as uncharacterized. The record is from RefSeq and is a predicted model, not a curated record. The transcript has 8 exons. NCBI's taxonomy places the organism in Eukaryota, Viridiplantae, Streptophyta, Magnoliopsida, Malvales, Malvaceae. Bases 57 to 887 code for a protein of 276 amino acids.